CACAAACCUUUGUCACGUGCGUAUAUCGAAGGAGGAGGGGCGAAAUGGUACGCAACAGUUUUAAAAGCGAAACUGUUCUUUUUAUCCACGAACGACAGUAUGCAUCCUGAUGAUUAAGUCUCGUCUCACUUUUAUUCAGGCAUCUACCAAGAACACCAAGCAUGGCAAGCCCACAGUUCGCCCUUCUGGCACCUUUUGGAACAAAGCCAGAGGACAGGUGGUUCCGUACAGCUUAUAAAUGGAAUCGGGACCAGAUCCUUGAUUGGAUGAAGAAGACCGCUGACGCGGGUGGGGUUAAGCCCGGAGAUCAAGACUCACGUUCUCUCCUCACGGAAAUUUACAACCGCUUGAUCAGUCUUUCUCUCCCGGACGGGAGUCUGUACAAGGACCCUACAAAACAACCAUCGUCGCAUAUUGCACGACUUCUGGACCCAGAUUGGAACAAGGAUGAUGUAAAGUCAUCCAGAUUCAUUGUCAGUGGUUGGUCCUUCAAGCCAAGUUUGCAGACCUUUAUCGGCCCAGUACCGGACUGGUGGUGUCCUUUCGAUCUACUCGGUCUUUUCCUUAGCCUCCUGGGGCCGGCGCCGUCCGCUGCUGACAAAAACAAUUUCUACCUCCCUCUCACAGCAGUCUACGGCCGUUGGUGUUCACGUAUCGCGGGUGAAAUAGAUGCAGGUUGGAAGUGGAAGCCCAGUAUUCAAGGUCAAGGUGAGUUGCCAUUCGUUUUCCAAUGCACAUGGUAUCUCGAAGUCGACAACAGCACCAAGCAACACUGGGGGCAAUACUUUCUGGGAGCAUCCAACGCGGGGGACAAGUUUGACACGACAAAGGAAAAUGCCACAUAUACGGGAGCGUGGAGGGAGCGUGCGCAAGAGGCUCGUUUCAACAUGCUAUUCAAAUGUCAGAAGGUACCCAUGGUUCAGGUCAACGACUUCAGAGACAAGACAGCCCCCAACAUGAACAAUGCCAAUCGCGCGAUGGUACCGUUCGGAAACUGUGGCGAGACUUACCCAUUCGCUAUCAGAUUCUUGGGAGAGAAAAAACAAAACGAAACCUCAAUGACAGGCCUCGCUCUCAAAAGCGAAUUUAUGGAAAAGGAGGAGUAUCCCGAGUAUGACGAAUACUCUACUAGUGAUAUUUGGAAGAAGUUAAUGGCUCCUUGUGCUAAUUGUAAGGUGCUUCUUCAAAAGGCCGGGGCAUUGGAGUCGCAGUUUGCAGCAAAGCUAGAUAAGACAAAGGCUCCAAAACGACCAAAACCAAUGCUAGAGGCAGAGGAGCUGUUGGUCGAAAAUGGAACUUUGUAAGGGGAGCUCCAGGCUUUACUAGUAGCAUCAUUGCCAGAGC
Fusarium redolens is the source of this 1344-nucleotide messenger RNA. RefSeq lists its product as uncharacterized. Lineage: Eukaryota; Fungi; Ascomycota; Sordariomycetes; Hypocreales; Nectriaceae. The record is from RefSeq and is a predicted model, not a curated record. The coding region runs from base 162 to 1304 and encodes 380 amino acids. The transcript is spliced from 4 exons.